This is a messenger RNA of Gilbertella persicaria, 3093 nucleotides long. Its product is annotated as Nup133 N terminal like-domain-containing protein. Lineage: Eukaryota; Fungi; Mucoromycota; Mucoromycetes; Mucorales; Choanephoraceae. The coding region runs from base 10 to 2961 and encodes 983 amino acids. Gene Ontology annotation, molecular function: structural constituent of nuclear pore. The record is from RefSeq and is a predicted model, not a curated record. Gene Ontology annotation, biological process: protein localization to nuclear inner membrane; RNA export from nucleus; transcription-dependent tethering of RNA polymerase II gene DNA at nuclear periphery. The transcript is spliced from 8 exons. Gene Ontology annotation, cellular component: nuclear pore inner ring; nuclear pore.
CUGUAAAAUAUGGGAGGCAAGCUACCUUUGACAGUUGAUCCCUCACUAGGCAAUCCUAGUAGCAAGAUCUUUUCAUUAAUUCAAAAAGAUCAAGAGCCUUUUGACCUAGAAUCCUGUCUUAAAAACAGCGAGUAUUCUAGUGAAUACAAAUAUGCUUUUGCUAAAACAACAGCUAUUCCCUAUCCUAAGGCUUUGUCUAGAUCUAUGCAAGUGACAAAGGCCGCUUAUAAAGUUGGUGUCUUACAAGCAAUCAACCGUUUUUGGUUAUCCACCAAUACUGGCCUUUAUUUGUGGGAUUAUUUAAAUAACCAUGUCUUCAGAUACGAAUGCAAUGGCACUAUUCAGAAUGUAGAUCUUAUUACCUUUGAUGACCAUCAUGAAUUACUUGUUUCUACAACUGAUUAUUUGUAUUUGCAUGCACUCGCAAUCGACAAAGACAAGCUACAUAUUGUAUCCAAUGCAAGCAUCAAAUCAUCUGGUGUUGUUAUGUCUAAUAUCGUUACUAUCAGUGAUACUAAGCGAGUAUUCAUGAAGGGCAGCGACGGCCAUCUUUAUGAGCUUUCUAUUUCAUUUGACAAUCAAGGCAACACCAGUCAACAUGGGCUUGUUUGUCAUACAGAAAACCCCCUUAUGUACUAUAUGCCUUCUUUCUUCAAGUCAGUCCCUACAACCAAAGUUAAGUGUAUUGCUUUGGAUAAUGAUACUUUGUUUGUGUUGCAAAGUGACUCAUCUAUCCAUGCCGUCAAUAUCAAGGGCACACUCUAUUCGCCUGUUCAUCGCUUUGAAGGCUCUAAUUUAGCUUCUAUCCAUGUGGUACCUCCCACUGAAUCAAGCAUAGUCAGAAUCAUGGCUGUAUCUGAAAAGGGAGAUCGACACUAUCUCAAAUAUCAAUAUCCAGAAUUUACUCUUUAUCAUACUCGUUCUGCUCCUUCUUUAGCUGGAUCACUUCUAUUUAAUGGGUUGAUGAAAGAGGAAACAGAGGUAUCUUUCUAUCAACAAGGCGUAUUUGGUGCUGUACUAUCUAAAUCUGAAAAGCAGUUCUUGAUCUGGAGUUGCCCUCAUUUGAUUGAAUCGGAUCAAGGAAAGAAACUUUUAGAAGACUUGUAUACAGAAGCCUUAACUAACAAAGUAUGGGGUUUAAUUCAACGUCCUCCAAAUUCAUCAAGAAAUCAUUUCAAACCAACAUUUGCAUUUCCUGAAGAUACUCCUACAGAAUACUUGGCAGUAUCUGACAUUGGUCUUAUUCAAUACAUUCAACGUCGUCCUGUAGACUAUUUACAAGAACUUCUUCAAUCCACCAAUUCAGCAGCAAACGUACUUAACUUUAGCCAGCGCUUUGGAUAUAUUGAAACAGACUGCUUAGCUUACAUGUUGGCUUGUUCACGAACUAAGCUCAUGCCUGAAGCAGGUCUGUAUUUGAGACAAUCCAUCAGAAGAGAAGAAGGUCUGCUGCUUUAUUUUGCUCGUGUUGUUCAGGAUAUCUGGGGGAUGGAUAUUUCUCAGAAAAAAAUACCUCAAGACCAACUCGCAACAGUUCAAGAUCGUCUUAAGGCAUUGUUGGAAACCAUUUAUCGCGUUGGUAUUCCAAUCAAGAAUGAAUUGCUGAAUCUUAUUACACGUACAAUUGAAUCAAUUUCAUUUGUUUGUUUUGUUCAUAAUCUCGAAUGGAUUCAGAUCAAAUCAAGCUUAACAUCACUCACUACACCCUUCCCGUUUGCAGACAUGGUGUCAACAGAGAAAGGCAUUCAGCUUGCUGAUGAAAUCGUCCUUGUUUCUAUUCAAUAUUCUGAUCUGUCCAACUCAUCUAACAACUUUAGCUUUAUUGGUAACUUUUUGGAAUCAGAAUGUCUUUCGUAUUUUGGGUAUAACAACGUUGUUUACUACAAGGGCUUAGAAUGCUUACAAUCAGCUCGCAAUCACCCCAAUGAAAAGAAACAAGCUUUAUUGCAGGCACUACAUCACUUUCAAACCAUCAUUGAAGCACUGGAUAUAACUGUCGUUGAGGACUUAAGCCGAGAUAUAUGCCUUUUAGAAAACUAUCUUUGCGCUAUUCAUUUGAUUUUCGCUAAAUAUCAGACGACAGAUGCAGCAGCGCAUGAACAAAUCUAUGCUACUCUAUUGCCCAUCAUUCAAAAAGUAGUUUUACACCAAAAACAACAAGCUCACGCUGUCUUGAUGGACACAUUAAAAUUGACUAUGGACAAGGAGUUCCACUACAAAAUUUAUCAAUGGCUUUUUGAUCAGAAGCAUAAACAAUUGAUGAUCACUUUGGAAACACCUUUACUUCUCGACUUUAUCCAGACUGAAAUCACAAACUUGGCAGAACGUUAUGCUUGUCUGAAGACGUAUUACACACAUCGUGAACAACAUGAAUUAGCUAUCGACAGUCUCUUCACUUUAGCAACACAAGUACCUCAAGUGGUUCUUAGCCAUCGUGUUCGAUUUCUCAAGACUGUUUGUGAUGAAGUGUCCUUGUUGCCAGUAUCUGAUCAUACCAAACAAAAGGCUGCUACCAUUCAGCACACAUAUAAAGUGGCACAAAUUCAACUUGAUGUGCACAACAUACUAGCCAACCAAUCCUCUACAGAAGCUCAACGAGACCUUGCAAGUGUAGCUGAUACACUCUUGUCUGCUGAUAAGUUACUAGAGAUAGUUUAUGAUCAUGCUUUGUAUGAACCUGCUUUAUGCUUGUUGAAUCUUAUGGAAAGAUGCGAUUGGGAGUUUGUCAAACGUGCUUGGACAGGUAUUACCGAAUCAUGUUCAAAUGAAAAAGAACUUAAAUCAAAGGUGAUUGAACUGACUAACCGCCUUUACCCAUCCAUACCUUCUUUCCCUGUUUAUAUCAUUUUACAAAUCUUACAACAACAUUUUAAUGCCGAUUUUGCUUCUGAUACACUUAUUGAUGCUGGAGUACCUUCAGAAGUUGUUUCUGAUGCAAAACAGGCUGUUUCUUCACAUUGAGCACUAUAUUUAUUCUUUUUUAAUGAAAAAAAAAACUCAAAUUGCUUCAUCUUCAUCUUAAAGAACAAACAGAAACAUUGUAUCAUAUCAUUUAUUUUCUAAAUAAAAAUGAAUUUGUUUAUACUGAAAGAA